Molecule: messenger RNA, 1484 nt
Organism: Tuber aestivum (summer truffle)
Lineage: Eukaryota; Fungi; Ascomycota; Pezizomycetes; Pezizales; Tuberaceae
Source: the annotation of a GenBank genome assembly
CGCUGGACGAGUUGUCUUAAUACCUUUCUGCUUGAGUUUAUUCCUCGCUAGACCCUAUUACAACAGAACUGUCGGAUCACCGCAAAGCCCUACAACUCUCAACCAGCUCAUCAGAUUGUUGCGUUAAGCCGAUAAUGUCUGGCAAGAAGUUUGCCGAGAUCGAUAGGGUCCUAAAUUGCGACACUUCGAAACCCUACCAAAUCCUUGGCAUCACGGAAACCACCUCAAAAGAGGAAACUCAGAAAGCCUAUAGAAAGCUAGCACUAGCCGUUCACCCAGACAAGGUAGACCAGAACUGGAAGGAGCGGGGCACAAACGCAUUUAGAAGUUAGUAAAAUUACAGUCCCAAGAUGAGUGCUCCCAAGCUAACCUUUUGUUUGCACUUAGGAAUACAGGAGGCGGCUAAGACCCUGGGAUUCGUGGAUGAGCACUUUGCAGAAAAUGCUUUUGGCCCCGAAAAUGUUCCCAAAGAAGACACCAAUAUGGGUGAAGCUCCCCCGCCGGAAGACAAGAUACCCCAACCUGGGGCGCCCCAGCAAGCAGUAUACGAGAAAGCCACGGAUUUGCUUAAAGCUCUCUGGGAGAAUCCUGAUGACCCAGGCACUUAUAAGGAAUUGGAAUCGAUGAAUGAGAGUAUAAUCUCUCUGAACAGGUUGAGUGGCCUGAGCGAGGAUGAAGCGGAUAAAUUUACCAUUGAAAUAAAUUGGUUCAGGACCCAAUUUAGUAGCGUGAAACUGAUGGGGCAAGACACACUACCAAGGAUAAUGAACCAAGCAAUCCAAUUGUUCGAUGAAAAAAACAAGCGACAUGGCUACCCCGAUAACUGGAACUUUCAACCAUACGUGAGUGGCAGUCCAGUCUUUGGCCGGUCUACACCCAAGGCCGCGGAGAAGCGGAAGGAACAAGAUGAACAGAAGGAACAAGACCAACAGAAGGUGCACGAGGGGCACGACGGACCAGGAUUCAAGCCGGGGUACACUGCUAAAGGAGAGUUGAUAGACGGACAUCGAAUGGUGGGAUAUGGGAUGCAACUGCUUGUGGCAACGAAAGGGAUGUCAGGCGAUGUCCACUGGAAACUACUUCCCUCAAGUAGUUUUAUCUGGACAGUCGUAGAUGCCUACAUGUCAUGUGCCCACGCAAAGCAACUUGACGGUGGUAAUAUGGAGGGGGUGUAUCUGAAGGUGCUGAAUGUCGCACAGGCAACAGGCAAACCCGGCGCCCGCCGACUGCCGGUCACAUUUGCACAAGUGGAGUGGCAUGAUAAAGAAGAGCCAUCCUGGAUAAGUCGAUCAGCGUUGAGGAAGCUCUUGGGUAGAAAGCCCGCGGAUGACGAAAUAGCAGCUGUUACGGGGAUAGAAGAGGUAGCGGAGCUCCCUGGGUAUCCUCAGAUGUCCCUUAAGCCUCCCCUUGAGCGCCCGGAUGAGCCUCUAGAACCUCUACCGCCCCAAAAUGUCACGCUCCCGCACUCAAGUCUGAGGAGCUAG